AUGGAGUUGGGCGUAACAAGCUCUAUUUUCCUGGCUGUCUGCAUCAGUCUUGUUGUAUAUUUUUUCUCAUGGAAGAAGAAGCUGAGGAGCAGAAAUCUGCCCCCUGGGCCACCCACGCUGCCCCUGUUAGGCACUGUUCUGCAUGUGAGCACCACAGAGAUGCCCCAGUCUUUAAUAAAGCUGAGUGAGAAGUAUGGACCUGUGCUCACCAUCUACAUAGGCAAUGUACCAAUGGUGUACUUGGUUGGCUAUGAAUGUGUCAAGGAAGCCUUACUGGAUAACAGUGACAUCUUCAGUGCAAGAGGAAAUACUUUCUUUGCUGAGGCAAUUUUCAAAGAUUAUGGAAUUGUACUAAGUAAUGGUGAACGCUGGCAACAGAUCCGCCGAUUCUCUCUGACCACUCUGAGGAAUUUUGGCAUGGGAAAGAAAGGACUUGCAGAGCGGACCCAGGAAGAGGCCCAUUACCUGGUAGAGGAAUUCAGGAAAAAUGGAGAAAACUUGUUUGAUCCAACGGAUUUGCUACGUUUGGCAGUCUCAAAUGUCAUUUGCUCUAUUGUAUUUGGAGAACGCUUUGACUACGAGGAUGAGAAGUUCACACAUCUUUUAUUCUUGAUGAAGGAAAUCCUAAACACCCUUGCCUCUGCAUGGGGUAUUUUGGUAAAUUUAUUUCCCACACCAUCAUAUUACUUACCCGGUCCCCAUCAGAAAAUCUUCAGGAACUUUAACAAGAUGAAAGAUUUUAUUAUGGAGUCUGUAGAUCAUCAUAAGAAGACUAUUGAUAUGAACUGCCCACGGGACUUCAUUGACAGCUUUCUCAUAAAGAUGGAAGAGGAAAAGAGCAAGCCAAAAACUGAAUUUCAUUUUGAGAACUUAUUCGGGACAGUAAUGGACCUUUUUAAUGCUGGCAUUGAAACAACCAGUGCCACCUUGAAAUGUGCUCUUCUCAUCUUGCUCAAGCACCCAGAUGUGGCAAGAAAGAUGCAGGAGGAGAUAGACAACGUCAUAGGGCAAAGUCGAUCUCCUUCAAUGGAGGAUCGUAUUAGGAUGCCAUACACAGAUGCUGUGAUUCAUGAAAUCCAGAGAUUUGCUGACAUAGUUCCCUUGGGAAUUCCACACUCAGCCAGCAAAGAUACAGUAUUCCAAGGAUACAACAUUCCAAAGGGUACAACAGUCUCCCCACUGAUUUCUUCUGUCCUAAAGGACCCUAAAUAUUUUAAACACCCAGACCAGUUUGACCCUGGACACUUCUUGGAUGAAAAUGAACAAUUCAAGAACAAUGAGGCCUUCAUACCAUUUUCCAUUGGAAAAAGAAGUUGUGUAGGAGAGGGUCUGGCCCGAAUGGAGAUCUUUCUUUUCCUUACUGCCAUACUGCAGAAGUUAAAUCUGAAGACAAACAAAGCUCUAAAGGAUAUUGAAAUAACCCCAGAACCCGGCAAAAAUGGUGUUAUAGUGAGAUCGUACCAACUGUAUGUGGAACUGAGAUCAUGA
Nanorana parkeri is the source of this 1488-nucleotide messenger RNA. Its product is annotated as cytochrome P450 2C8-like. Gene Ontology annotation, cellular component: intracellular membrane-bounded organelle; cytoplasm. The transcript is spliced from 9 exons. NCBI's taxonomy places the organism in Eukaryota, Metazoa, Chordata, Amphibia, Anura, Dicroglossidae. The record is from RefSeq and is a predicted model, not a curated record. Bases 1 to 1488 code for a protein of 495 amino acids. Gene Ontology annotation, biological process: xenobiotic metabolic process. Gene Ontology annotation, molecular function: heme binding; iron ion binding; oxidoreductase activity, acting on paired donors, with incorporation or reduction of molecular oxygen, reduced flavin or flavoprotein as one donor, and incorporation of one atom of oxygen.